Salvia miltiorrhiza (redroot sage) is the source of this 1964-nucleotide messenger RNA. RefSeq names its product aldehyde oxidase GLOX-like. The record is from RefSeq and is a predicted model, not a curated record. Bases 20 to 1720 code for a protein of 566 amino acids. Lineage: Eukaryota; Viridiplantae; Streptophyta; Magnoliopsida; Lamiales; Lamiaceae. The transcript has a single exon.
ACAAAAAACACAAUUCACCAUGGAAAACAAGAACAUAAAUCCGCUCUACAAAGAAGCACUCGCCAUUGCCUAUCUGCUGCUACACUAUUCAGCCAUCGCCGGAGCAGCCACCGCCGCCCCGCCUGGCCAAUGGAAGCUUCUGCUGAACAACACCGGCGUAGUGGCGAUGCACAUGGCCCUAACUCACUACAACACCGUCCUCAUGUUCGACCAGACGAGCUCCGGCCCCUCCAACUACCGCCUGCCCCGCCGCUACAACGGGCGGCGCUGCCAGAGGGCCCUAGUGGACUUGGCGGACCCCUCUUGCUACGCCCAUUCCGUAGAGUAUAGCGUUUCCAACAAUAAGAUCAGGCCUCUGUUCAUCGAGCCCGACCCCUGGGCCUCGUCGGGCUCGUUCCUCAGCAAUGGCACAUUGCUCGAGGCGGGCGGGUUUGGGACGGGCUCCAAGCGGGUUCGUUACUUUAGGCCGUGUAAGAACAGCCUUUGUGAUUGGAGCCAGGGAAGGAAGCAUCUUACCAGUAAGAGAUGGUACGCUUCCAGCCUAAGAUUACCCGACCACAACGACCGGGUGAUCGUCGUGGGCGGGAGUAACGUCUCCUCCUACGAAUUCGUACCAAAGGCAUCGUUGAAUGAGAAAUCCUUUAACCUCCCAUUCUUGAAAAGGACUUAUGAUGCUGAAGGAGGCAACAAUUUGUACCCAAUUCUCCACCUCUCUCCAGAUGGCCAUAUAUUCAUCUUCGCCAAUACGGAUUCUAUUCUUUUCAACUACAAACGCAACAAAGUCGUCAAGACUUUCCCUAGAAUCCCGGGAAAAGGCUCACGAACUUAUCCGAGCUCUGCUUCGUCAGUGCUCCUCCCGCUGGACCACGCCGACCACUUUUUAAAAGCGGAGGUCAUGAUCUGCGGAGGAGCGGCCGCCGGGGCAGUCCCCGCGGCAAGGCGAGGGCGGUUUCUCCCAGGCCUGAGCUCGUGUGGCCGGAUGACGAUCACGGGCAACAACCACAAAUGGAAGAUGGAGCAAAUGCCCGGCGCUAGGUUGAUGCACAACAUGAUCAUCCUCCCAAACGGCAACGUUUUGAUCAUCAACGGCGCCGGGAGCGGCUGCGCCGGCAAGAACUCCGCCGCGCGCCCAGCGCUUCAGCCCUACCUCUACAAGCCGAAGAAGCAGCUCGGCCGCCGCUUCUCUCUCCUAAAACCCUCGAAAAUCGCGAGAAUGUAUCACUCGUCAGCCAUUCUUUUACCCGAUGGAAAGAUUCUGGUCGCCGGCGGCAACCCUAACAACCGGUACGUCUUCAAGAACGUGGCUCACCCCACCGAGCUCCGGCUGCAGGCAUUCACGCCGGGUAACAUGGAGGCGGCGUUCGACGACAGGAGACCGAGCAAUGUGAGCGUGGAGCACGACGGCGGAGUGGCUUACGGAGGAGAGUUUUCGGUGAGGUUCAUGAUGAGGAAGAGGGCGUGGCACUCGGCGCGCGACGUCGUUUUCACGGCCUAUGCGUCUCCGUUCAACACGCAUUCCAUCUCCAUGGAUCAGAGGCUGCUGGUGUUGAGGUGCAAGAAUGUUACGGUGGCGGUGGGCGGGGCGGGGAAGCAGUUGUUGAAUGCGGUGGUGGAAGCUCCGCCUUCAGCCAAGGUAGCGCCUGCGGGGUAUUAUAUGAUGAGUGUUGUUUAUAAUGGAGUUCCAAGCGUAUCGCAGUGGGUUAGAUUUAUGCACAACUGACACACGAAGACCAUCCAACACACACUAAAUAAAUCCUUAUAAUCAAUGUCCUUUUUUUUUUUCUUUUUCUUUUCCCACUUAUAUUAUGUGUUUAUGUAAUGCGGUUAAAGAUUAGUACAAGUCCAACUCUGCUCUUUUAGUUGGACCUUAUUUAAAAUGUAAUGCCUUUUUAUUAUUAAAUUGGAUAUAAAUUGUAAUGCUUUAAUUUUAUAAAAGAAUGUUAUACGGUAUGCCUUAUAUGUGA